ACACAGCCAGACCCUUCUCAGAAUUUCGGCGGGUUUGAUUAAAAUGGCGUCGUUGCUCAGAGCGGAAAGCCGCAACAAGAGUAACGGUAGCAGGUAGAAGUGGACCCCGGUGCUGUGUUAAACCCGACAGUACAUCGUCAUGUCUAGCCUGGAUCAAAAAUCGCCAAAUGUCCUUUUGCAGAGUCUGUGUUGCAAAAUCAUCGGAAAAACUGAAGCUGAAGUGGCUCAUCAGUUCCAGUAUGCAGUGCGGGUGAUUGGGAGCAAUUAUGCCCCCACCAUUGAACGGGAUGAGUUUCUGGUGUCUGAGAAGAUCAAGAAAGAGCUUCUGAAGCAGAGGAGGGAGGCAGAUGCUGCCUUGUUCUCUGAGCUGCACAGGAAGCUCCAGACACAGGGUGUACUGAAGCACAGAUGGUCAAUCCUAUACCUGCUGCUCAGUCUGUGUGAAGACCCCCGAAAACCAUCCAGGGGUGCCAGCUUUGGAGCACUGAUUGCUCAGGCCCUGCCCCGAGAUGCUCACUCCACCCCCUUCUACUGUGCCCGCCCCCAGAGCCUGUCGCUCAGCCACCCUGAACGAUUUAGCCUUGCCCAGAACCCCAAUAGCAUGGGCACCAGUGGGGUCAGCAGCCUGGGGGUGUACAGUCUUAAUGGGCCCCAGAUUCUGUUGGCAGGGCACCAGACUGCAGCGGAGUCGCUCCGCCAGCCGCUGGGUUCUCACCUUGCCUGGAACCUACUCCCCACUGCCUCCCCCUCUUUUGCACCUACCUCACGGGGCCCGCUACUACCUGUCAUCACAUCUGCAAGGUCUGCUCUGCGGCAACAGAGAGAUGGGGACAGCAAUGCUGAAAUCGGCGAAGCAACCCUCGUCAGAGACAUUCUGUAUGUCUUCCAGGGAAUCGAUGGCAAGUUCAUUAAAAUGUGCAGCCAGGCUAACUGCUAUAAAAUUGAUGAAAAGGUUCUUCUCUCCAGGUCUCUUAGAGACACCAGCAGCAGGCUGGCUGAACUUGGCUGGCUCCAUAACAAAGUGAGGAAGUACACAGACGCUCGUAGUUUGGACCGAGCCUUUGGCCUUGUGGGCCAGAGUUUCUGUGCUUCACUUCACCAGGAGCUGAAGGAGUACUACAGACUGCUAUCAGUGCUGCACUCACAGCUGCAGGUUGAAGAUGAUCAAGGGCUGAAUCUAGGAGCAGAGAGCAACCUGACCCUACGCCGCCUCCUGGUCUGGACCUAUGACCCCAAAGUCAGACUCAAAACCCUGGCGGCCCUUGUGGACUUCUGCCAAGGGCGGAAAGGAGGUGAGCUGGCCUCAGCCGUGCAUGCUUAUGGGAAAACGGGGGACCCCUAUAUGCGGGCGCUGGUGCAGCACAUCCUGGGCCUGGUGUCCCACCCCAUCCUCAACUUCCUGUAUCGCUGGAUCUAUGAUGGUGAGCUGGAGGACACUUACCAUGAGUUCUUUGUGGCCUCUGACCCCACAGUGAAGACGGACCGUUUGUGGCAUGAUAAAUACACACUGAGGAAAUCCAUGAUCCCGUCCUUCAUCACUAUGGACCAGGCCAACAAGGUUCUGCUUAUUGGCAAGUCAAUCAACUUCUUGCAUCAGGUGUGCCAUGACCGAACUUCGCCUGGGAAAAUUGUACCUGCAUCCAAGUCCAUGGACUCACCUAGAGAUGCUGCUGAGCUAUUUGCUGACCAGGAGGGGGCGUUUCAGGGCAAGAUAGAUGCUGCAUAUUUCGACACGAGCAAAUACCUGCUAGAUGUCCUGAAUCGGAACUACCUGCUGCUGGAGCACCUGCAAGCCAUGAGGCGAUACCUGCUCCUGGGACAGGGGGACUUCAUUAGACACUUGAUGGACCUGCUCAAGCCCGAACUGGUGCGCCCAGCCACCACGCUGUACCAACACAACCUAACCGGGAUCCUGGAGACAGCCAUCAGGGCCACCAAUGCCCAGUUCGACAGCCCUGAGAUCCUCAAGAGACUGGAUGUGCGACUGCUAGAAGUGUCCCCUGGUGAUACGGGCUGGGACGUCUUCAGUUUGGACUACCACGUGGAUGGACCCAUUGCCACGGUGUUCACACGGGAGUGCAUGAGCCACUACCUGAGGGUGUUUAACUUCCUGUGGCGGGCAAAGCGCAUGGAGUACACGCUGACGGACAUCUGGAAAGGCCAGAUGUGCAACGCUAAGCUGCUGAAGAACAUGCCCGAGCUGUCUGGAGUUCUGCAUCAAUGUCACAUCCUGGCUUCUGAGAUGGUCCAUUUCAUACACCAGAUGCAAUAUUACAUCACCUUUGAGGUCCUGGAGUGCUCCUGGGAUGAGCUAUGGAAUAAGGUGCAGCAUGCACAGGAUCUGGAUCACAUCAUCGCCGCCCACGAGGUCUUCCUCAAUACCAUCAUCACCCGUUGCCUGCUGGACACUAACAACAGGUCCUUGUUGAACCAGCUGAGGGCAAUCUUUGACCAGAUCAUAGAGUUCCAGAACGCACAGGACACUCUGUACCGCUCUGGCCUGGAAGAGCUACAGCACAGACUGCAGUUUGAGGAGAAGAAGAGACAACGCCAGGAGGAGGGUGAAUGGGGGGUGACGACUGUACAGGAGGCAAAGGAGAGCAGACAUGUUCAGGAGUUUCAGGAAACCAUACCAAAAAUGCGCUCCCAGCUGAGAAUACUCACACACUUCUACCAGGGAAUGGUACAGCAGUUUCUAGUGUUGCUGAUGACCAGUUCAGAUGAAAGCUUGCAGUUCCUCAGCUUCCGACUGGACUUUAAUGAGCACUACAAGGCCAGAGACCCACGUCUGCGUGCCUCCCUUGGAGCCAGCAGGGGGCGACGCAGCUCUAACAUGUAACCCUCCUCACUUUUACACAUUGAUGGUCCAUAAGGCUCCCACAGAAACUCAACACAUCGCAUCCAAUACAGAAGGUAAAAUAAACAAAAACAAGAAAAAAAACAGCCUUUUCCCAUGUCAUUGCCAAACAGUACAGACACUCAGUCCCAAAAUGUUCCGGAGACGUCAAUUGGUUUUCAACAAAAAAAUGUUUUUCUUUUUAGAGGGCGAGGUCACAGUGCUUUUCUGUUAAGUGAUGUGUGGUCAGUGCUUUAUCUCUGAUCUGAUGUAUGAUUUUUUAUUUUUAUUUUACUUAGUUUGUUGAACAUUUUACAUUCUCACUCAAUUUAAAGUUAAUGUGUCAUGAACAUGUGUAAAUCCUUAACAAUAUUUGCGCUUAACAAAGGUUUUUUACCCCAGUAUCUUAAAUGUUCCUUUGUUCAUUCACUGUAAUUUCAUUUAAAAAAAUAUUCUCGUAUCAUUAUCAUUUGUGGCAAAUACAGCAAUGCAAACAAAAAUUCAGUGAUGAUUUGUCUUACCAAUUCCUGCAUUCAGAGUUUCUCCUCUCUGUAACGUUUACAGAGUGCUACAAGGUGCUACAUUGAAUGAAGAGGACUCAUUUCUUUCUCCUUUUGGGUUUUACCUCUGAUUCACAUGCCUUGUUUUGUUUUUUUGCGAGUGUGUGUGUGUUUUGUUUGUAUGUUGUGUAUUAUUUUUUUCCUAUAGUUUUCACAUAAUUAUUGAAGUCUCCUGAAAUAUAGACUAGAUUUGUUUGUUUGUCAGUUGCACUGUAUGCUCAGAGAUUAGGUAAUUCUCAAAGACCAUGUUGGACUGUGUUCAUUUGCAAGCUAUAUGAGGUUUGUUAUAAAAAGGUUGUGCAAGUCUGUUUGGAUCGUAUCUCUGAUAUUGUGAUUAGGCUUUACUGCUGAACAGCCAUGAUAAAAAUGACUCUUCCUGAGCUCCAGAUUAAUCCUGUGUAGAUGAGUAGUGCUGUUACUCGGAGUGUUAUAACCUUAUGUUUUGCCACAGUCCUCAAUGAUGGCAAAAAGAUCGACAUGUUUAAAAUUUCCUUCCUCUAGAAGAAAGCAAGUUAAGAAAGAAAGUUGUCAACCUGCCCUUGCAUCUUUAGAACUGCCCUUGAUAUCAUCCUUGAUUUGUAUAGCAGAUGUUUAUAACUUGCAUUAAAAGCCAUCUUGCCAUUUCCUCUUUAAUAAACAAUCUUUUUUGUAAAGGAAA
Anguilla anguilla (European eel) is the source of this 4054-nucleotide messenger RNA. RefSeq names its product tubulin, gamma complex associated protein 3 (gene tubgcp3). Gene Ontology annotation, molecular function: microtubule minus-end binding; gamma-tubulin binding. Gene Ontology annotation, cellular component: gamma-tubulin small complex; spindle pole; equatorial microtubule organizing center. Gene Ontology annotation, biological process: cytoplasmic microtubule organization; spindle assembly; mitotic cell cycle. The record is from RefSeq and is a predicted model, not a curated record. The coding region runs from base 140 to 2839 and encodes 899 amino acids. Lineage: Eukaryota; Metazoa; Chordata; Actinopteri; Anguilliformes; Anguillidae. The transcript is spliced from 22 exons.